Molecule: messenger RNA, 1617 nt
Organism: Fonsecaea multimorphosa CBS 102226
Lineage: Eukaryota; Fungi; Ascomycota; Eurotiomycetes; Chaetothyriales; Herpotrichiellaceae
Exons: 2
Coding region: 1-1617 (538 amino acids)
Biological process (GO): positive regulation of transcription by RNA polymerase II
Cellular component (GO): nucleus
Molecular function (GO): DNA-binding transcription factor activity, RNA polymerase II-specific; zinc ion binding; transcription cis-regulatory region binding
Source: RefSeq, a predicted model, not a curated record
AUGUCGAUGCGAGAAGGCCGCACUUCGCUUGCACCGCCAGGUGACGCGAACGUGGUCAUGACUUUACGAAUGGUGAAAUCUGACAUCUCGUUCGACACUUCGGAGCGCAGUUCGACUGAUUGCAAAACGUGUUGGAAAAGGCGUGUGGUAUGCGAUCGGACAAUGCCCUCUUGCUGGAAAUGCAAGAAGAAGGAGAUGAAGUGCCCAGGUUAUCGGCCAUCCGCCAAUUUCAAUUGGACCAUGCCUCUUACUCCCAAGACGUUGUUGAACCGCAAAGACAUGAGGUCUGGUGCCAUCCCUGCAAAGGACCAGCAACCCAAGAAGGAGACCCGCCGUGGCCAGUCAAAGGGAGCAAGACCCGAAUCAGCUGCGCGGGAGUUUGGAGAAGUUACCAGUGUGAUCCCUUGGUCCGGGCCCUCCUACCUUUCAACGUCGCCAGGUGCAGGGUCCGUAAUCAAAUCGCGAGAUGCUCGCCGCUUGUUGGACUACUAUUGUAAUGCUCUUUCGGUGAAACUGCCUUGGGUCGAUCUCAAGGACAAUCCCUGGAGGACUACAAUCGUUCCGGCCGCUCUAAACUCUGACUUUCUCCUCAACACGAUCCUUUCCAUGGCAACUGAAGAAUUCGUGUGGGCUACAUCAGGGCAGCUUUCAGCCGCGGUGCUCAAGCAGCAAGCGAAGAGCUACCAGACGCGGGCUUUGGAGCUGCUUUCGCACCAGCUGGCGUUGGACAUCGCGCACGAGAACGCCCGGGUACUGCACUCCGAAAAAACAAUCCAGAUCCUGGCUACGGUGCUCCUGUUGUGCAACUUGGAAAUGAGAAAGCCGGACUCGAGUAUCUGGAGAGUGCACCUCAAAGCUGCUCAUACGUUGAUUCGGUCAUGUUCUUUCACAGAGGGAGACCCAGCGUCCGGAAUGGCCCGUUUCCUCAUCACAAAAUGUGCCUCCCUCAGCGUAUUUGGUUGUAUGUCCAACUUUCGGGAUGGUUCCGAUGACCUGAUGGAGUACGUCUCGAUCUCGGAUGGCUCUGAAUUCCUUCCAUUCCUGCGGAUCCUACAGAGGAUCACACUGAAAAAUAGACGGCAGAAGACCGUGGCAGCCUUGCCACCUGCUGACCCGGCAUGUUCUCGGGAGGGCUGUGUCACACUGAGAGGGGACUUGAUCCAGGCACUGCAAGAGACUUCCAGCUGGGUGUCAAGCAUGGCUCAUGUCUCGGCCUCGAUGCGACAUGAUCUUGAGCAGGUGGGCCAUAUGUUUUAUCUUGCCGGGCUGAUCUAUGGCCACCAAGCGCUACAAUUCAGCUGCUGUUCCCGAGAAUGCGAGAUUUGGGGUUCCCAGAUCAUCGACGAUUGUGGAGCGUUUCACCAGCUACCUCUCUUCUCGCAGGACAUUCUCUGGCCCCUCUUCAUUGCAGGCACAACGUUUGGCAGCCGUAACGAGCUGCAAGAGAUUUUGACGACCAAAAUUCAAGGUGUCGCGACGCACUCCGGCCAUCGGAAUGCACUGCCCGCUCUGAGCUUCUUGAAACAAUUCUGGGCCUGUCAGACUAGAAGCCGAGAUAGCUGGAUCAGUUUCGCGGCGGACUGGACACAGAACGGUGGUGACUUUGUCAUCAUCUAA